Molecule: messenger RNA, 1449 nt
Organism: Fulvia fulva
Lineage: Eukaryota; Fungi; Ascomycota; Dothideomycetes; Mycosphaerellales; Mycosphaerellaceae
Exons: 1
Coding region: 1-1449 (482 amino acids)
Source: RefSeq, a predicted model, not a curated record
AUGUCUGGCCAUGGAGAGCACACACCGCCACCACGAGACUUCUGGAUCUCACCUUCAUCCCACAUACCACCGCAGACGAUCGCCUUGCCAGCAGGUGAUCAGAUUGGCGUGACGGUUGUGCAGCCUCUGGUGAUGUGCUUUAGGACGACAAACGAAUAUGAAGAGACCCGCUUCAUCGACGCAGUGCAGACUGCAGCCGCGGGUUGUCUAUCAGAGCUUCCCGCCCUUGCGGGCAAGCUGGUGUGGAAGGAUGAAGCACGGCAUCGCAUUGAAUGCCAGAUUCCAGAGAGCCCGAAAGUGCAGGUCCGAAUAAAGUGGCUACCUUGGGAUGCUCAGAAGCUCGAUGCGCAACACUGGCCGCCUUACAUCUUCCAGCAUGCCGAAGUCUGCCUGGCGCCGAGGCCGACAUAUGGCAUUGGAACGUACAAUUUUGGUCUGCAAGCAAAUAUCAUUCGAGGGGGGGUCAUCAUUGUAAUGCACAUGAACCAUACCAUCCUUGACGGCUCAGCUCAGGGCGUUCUGCAGUCUAUCUUCGCACAUCAUUUGGGAAGAGCGAUGGACAAGGGACCUUCGGAGUCCAGUGGCUUGUUACCACCAGUAGCACUCGACAAAACCACCACCUCUGGCUCGCAUCCUGCACGACCUAUCCUCGAAUGGAACGAUUGGAAGCUGGCCGAAAAGAACACCAUGUCUGCCGAAGCAGCAACUAAAGCGCUGUUUGCAAAGCUUGCGAAGCUUACCUUUACAAUCUGGCAUAUAUCACCAGAGAAGUUGGCAAAGCUUCGACGUAGUAUGCAGGACCCCAAGCAGGAGAGGCUCUCCAUGGCAACGUGCCUCUCAAUCUGGCUUUGGCGGGCCAUCACGCGCACUCGUGCGCUGGCGCCAGAUACUGUCACAAGACUGCUUAUGCCUAUUCAAACUCGCGGUCGUGUGAAAGAGGUGCAUCAAAACUACUCUGGCAGCGCGCUAGUCUAUGGCCGCACGAAGGCGAAAGCCUCGGAGGUUUCAUCGCUGCCCGCGCAUGAACUCGGCGCCCGCAUUGGCAACAGUGUAGCAUGGUGGACCGCUGAAAAGAUUCGUGAACACUGGGGCUCGGUCGAGGACUGCGAUGACAUCGCAAGAUAUCAGUCAAAUACGAAUCGUGACUUUGGCACCGACAUUGAAUGCACCCAUUUGUCCAACUUCGCCUUCUACAACUUGCACUGGGGAAGAGGGCUGCAGGUUCGUGCAUACAGACUCCCCGGCAUAGCCUUCACAGACGGAUGGCUCAAUUUCGCACCGCGGCUGGCGUCUGGUGGUAAUGAGCUGCUGCUCUAUCUGGCGCGUGAUACUCUUGAGAAGCUGAUGAAGGAUGCCGAGUUUAGAGAGUAUGCUGAGUACUGGUCUGCAUCAGAUCCCGCACUAGAUAAGCAAGCUGCAGAGACUGAGCGAACGCUCUCUCGGCUGUGA